UGACACGGAGUCAUUUCGAGGCGGAACUCCCGGCGCACUUCCGCCUGUGACUUCCGUUUGUCAUUCAACGAGACCGUGGUGGAACAACCUGCUUCUUCUCGGCGACACGUAAAUACUGGAGCUGAAGUGUGUGUGUGACCAGACAUCAUGACACUGUUUCACUUUGGAAACUGCUUUGCUCUUGCAUAUUUCCCUUACUUCAUCACAUACAAGUGCAGUGGCCUUUCGGAGUACAAUGCCUUCUGGAGAUGUGUGCAGGCAGGUGCAACCUACCUGUUUGUCCAGCUCUGUAAGAUGCUGUUCUUGGCGACAUUUUUCCCCACGUGGGAAGGAGGGGCUGGAGUUUAUGACUUUGUCGGGGAAUUCAUGAAGUCAACAGUGGACCUCGCAGACCUUUUGGGCCUCCACCUUGUGAUGUCUCGUAAUGCUGGUAAAGGAGAGUACAAGAUCAUGGUGGCUGCCAUGGGCUGGGCAACAGCAGAACUCGUCAUGUCCAGGUGCCUUCCUCUGUGGGUGGGAGCCAGAGGAAUUGAGUUUGACUGGAAAUACAUCCAGAUGAGCUUUGACUCUAACAUCAGUUUGGUCCAUUAUAUUGCCAUGGCAGCAGUGGUGUGGAUGUUUACACGAUAUGAUCUCCCCAAGAGCUUCAGGCUUCCGGUCACUGUGCUUCUGGCUCUUUGCGUCUACAAGUCCUUCCUAAUGGAGUUGUUUGUCCAUGUCUUCCUCUUGGGCAGUUGGACAGUGUUGCUGGUCAAAGCCGUGCUGACUGGAGCCAUCUCUCUCUGCUCGCUGUUUCUCUUUGUCACUCUGGUCCACAGCAACUAGGUAAACCGCAGCACGGGACGAGCCUUCAACCGCCUCUUUGGGCCCAGAGUGGAGCAGGUGGUAGUCAGACCCCUGACACCAAACCAGUCAUGGUCUCAACACACAAUACUAAAGACUGCUGAAAAAUGCAUGCUGAGUAUUGAUAGUUGGACUCAACUAAUACAUAAAAAACAGGCUGAUGUAUGAGCCAACAACUGGUGAACUAACCAGUUCUUCCAGUUGUUUUCUUUUUUCUUAUUAACUUAUAUGAUCAAUUGAUGGGAAAAAUGCAUUCGCCGUGCAGCUUUCUUUCAUUUCAGUCCAACAGACUGCAGGAUGAAUGGUGACAUUGGGAGGCUUCUGUAACAUGAUGGGUUUAUCUGAGCUGUGUUGGUUUGUGAAACGGUGGAUUUUGUAUCUUAAUGAAAUGAGACUUUAUAAAUAACACCUUUUCUUUUCUAUGUUGUGUCCAAUGAGCCAGUGUAAGUGGAAUUCUCUUAGUGGAUGUGACAGAUGGAUGACAGUGAUGUUUCUUUGAUAGUUGAUUAUGUGGCCACAAAUGUGUCAAUUUAUUUAUAUACAAAUAAACAUACCAGUAGUUAAAACACAUCCGUAGCAAGAUUGUUGUAAUCAUUAAAGAAAUUAAAACGAUUCAAUGUUUAACUCUAAAAUGAAAAGUGCCCGCGGUCUGAAUAAGACGAGGAUCACUCGGCUUUGUGACAUCUGUGACCUUGACAUAAACAUUUUCUCUCGUCUUA
Messenger RNA from Scophthalmus maximus (turbot), 1562 nucleotides. It is a transcript of the gene tmem147, whose product is annotated as transmembrane protein 147. The record is from RefSeq and is a predicted model, not a curated record. Lineage: Eukaryota; Metazoa; Chordata; Actinopteri; Pleuronectiformes; Scophthalmidae. The coding region runs from base 148 to 825 and encodes 225 amino acids. The transcript is spliced from 8 exons.